AUGUCGUCAACUGCAACUACAGUAAAUCCAACUACAAUUGGCCUGGAGCUGGAAUUCCUGGUUGUCAACAAACCAGGGACACCCACUAAUGAAGCAGCCUCGUCCGAAGACGAUCGCUGGCCACCUGUGCCGAAUCCCAAAGCAGAUUCUGAUCAUUGCGACUCGGAAAGCGUGUUGAAGAUUUGCAAGCUUCUAAAAGAUCAAGGUCGCCAGGUCGCAUGCAUACUCGACAUUACAGAGUCCCAGGAUCCAUUGAUAACAACUCAAGACAGCAGCAUUCUUCUGCGCGAAAGCAAGACAGAUGACGGCCAGUUUCAAAUCCAUCGCCUCUCUAUCGCUAAUGAUACCGACAUUGGAAAGCAUAGUGAAAAAACAGACUACCGAGUUUGGAAUAUAAAACUUGACGAAAGCCCUAAGAAGCUACCGUUGCGUUUCGCCAUUUCGAAUUUCGAGGUGGAGCGUGCCAUUGAAACUACGCUAGGGUACCCUAUCCUGGAAGUGAUAUCACCGAUCAUCUCCGAACCGACACAAGAAAAGGACUUUUUGGAUUUGGUGGAGACACUGAGAAAAAACUUCAAAAUAUCAAUCAACACCAAUUGCGGCUUGCACAUCCACGUCGGUUAUCACUCGAAUCUGCCGCAGGAUUCCAAGGAUUCCGAGGGUCCCGAGGGUCCCGAGGGUUCCAAGACUCCCGAGUAUUUAAUCAGAGCUAAAAAAGUAGCUGCGAUAGUAUUCUUGCUCGAAAAGACUUUGAUCCGUGAGCUUUGUCAUCCAGAUCGACGAUCGGCGGCGCACCUGAGGUUUAUUGGUGAUAAGUCGGCAUUAGCCUCACAGGCCAAAACCGAUUCGCGUUGCUUAGUUCGCCAUCCGAAAUUCAAGAAUUUGAUAGAAUCUAUCGAUCGAUUUCGACACCAGUUAAAGAACAAAUGCCCCGAGGAAGCCUACGUGUUUAGAUUCUUGGAAUUUCUAUUUUCAGCUCCAGUGGACGCAGCCAAAGAAGUUGACGAUUUUGUACUGGAUCUGCUAGACGGAAUAAUGGCGAGAACCAGUCUUGCAUUUCGCAAGGAUAUCGAAACUAUAGAGUUUCGACACUUCGAGUGUACUUUCGACACCAACAUGAUCAAAUUCUGGAUUGAGUUUGUGCGGCAGAUAUUGUCUAUUUGCAGCAAAUCAGAACUAGAAUUUGAGGCCGAUUUCAAAGAUUUGUACGAAAUGGCGACCAGGCAAGAGCAAAAGCCGGGCUGGGAGGAUUGGUUGGAAAAGCUUGGUCUUUCUCAAUACAAGGAAACCUGUGCUAGCUACAUUGAAAGGUGCAAGGAGUUGCCUCUUGAUGAGUCUGUCAUACUGCCCGAGUCCUUUGAUUUGUAA
Molecule: messenger RNA, 1368 nt
Organism: Metarhizium robertsii ARSEF 23
Lineage: Eukaryota; Fungi; Ascomycota; Sordariomycetes; Hypocreales; Clavicipitaceae
Exons: 1
Coding region: 1-1368 (455 amino acids)
Source: RefSeq, a predicted model, not a curated record